GCCCUGAGGGCUUAUCAUUGUGACAUCUCUUAUGACAUCAUCAACACAUGCAUGUUUAAAAUAUUCACUGGACUUGUAGGCUAAUGGGUCAUCCGAUGAAUGGGGGAUAGGAUACAGGUAUUUAAAGUAGAAUUUGUUUAAAAGCUCAAAAUGAUUACUCAUGUUAAGGCCUACAGCCUAGGAUUACAUGUAGUUGAGAUUUUCAGGUCAAGUAGGCCUACUGCAGUAUAGAAAGGAUGGCCAUGCCUGUGGAGAGUGUGGCCGUGUACUCCCACCUAAUAGUUACUGUCAUCCGUGCUACGGGCCUGAGGGCGAAGACCUACCAGCAUCGCAUUAACCCCUUCGUGCUACUCCAGCUUGGCCCACAUCGAGCCUCCACACAGGCUCUUUACGAUACGCCGGCCCCACAAUGGAACGCUGAGCUUUCCGUCCCUCUACCCGCCUCAGUGGACACUACUGCUGUCCUUGUUCUCACCAUCAUGCACAGACGGGCAUCCUUAUUCGGCCUGUCUGACAAGUUCCUGGGAAUGGUCUCCUUCCAGCUGGUUGACAUCAUCACAAAGGAACAUGAUGGACGAAAAGAAUGGUUCAUGCUCCAUUCUAAACCCAGCAAGAAACCGAAGAAGCGAGGCCACGUCGAAGUAUGUUUCCGUUUGAUCGGAGAGACAGACUUCCAGUCCCAAACCCAGACAUCACUAUUCCAAACCCUCACACAGCCCUCACAAUGCCACGGCAUUUCCCAAACGAAGCCUCUAUCCCUCACCACCAUCCAACCUCUCUUCCCCAACCUCUCUUGGUCCCACACCCACAACCAGUCUCUGUCCAACACUCAGCCCCCCUCCAUCUGGGAGAGUAGCCACAUCAGCUGGGAGGGAGAGUGUCUCAGCUCACCAUCUUCUGUUCAGCCGGUUGAGGGUGAAUGGAUGCCAAACAAGACAUCUUGUGUGGAAGGUUCUGAGCUGGACUUGGGCCCACCAUCUGUAAGAGCAGCAGCCCCAGCAGGCCCUCAGGAGUCAGCCACCAGCCCAGACCAUGUCAGCAUCAGCAACGACCUUGCAGCCUCCAGACCGACAUCUCUAGGGUCUGCAGAGGUGAAUCAGGGCUGUGUGGAUUUAGAUGAUGAGGAGUAUCUGCUGAAAUCUGAACACAGUAGCAGUUCCUCCAGGGCAUCUAUGCUGGACCUUCUGUGUGAACGCUACACUAUCGGAACUCAGACCUCUUGCACUUUCCACAUCCAGGAUUUAUCUGGGAGAGCACCGUCUUUCACAUCCAGACUAAGGCAGCUGUGCUACAAGGGGAGUGCACAAGAGGAGAAUGAAGAAAGAUGGUGUCCAAGGUUUACACAUGGUUCCACCAUGUUCUCAGGCCACAGUCCAAGUUCAUAUGAGCAGAUCCCCAAACCAAACUCCAUGAGGAGGCAGCCAGGAUUCUUCUCACGGCUGUGUGUCUGCUUCCGAAGAGAAUAACGCACAAUACAAUUACUGUACACUUGGCAUAGCCUAUUGUGCUGUUUUCCUUCUGCCCAAACAGAAGUCACCAUGUAUAAA
Osmerus eperlanus (European smelt) is the source of this 1547-nucleotide messenger RNA. RefSeq lists its product as uncharacterized. NCBI's taxonomy places the organism in Eukaryota, Metazoa, Chordata, Actinopteri, Osmeriformes, Osmeridae. The coding region runs from base 237 to 1466 and encodes 409 amino acids. The transcript is spliced from 5 exons. Gene Ontology annotation, cellular component: intracellular membrane-bounded organelle. The record is from RefSeq and is a predicted model, not a curated record. Gene Ontology annotation, biological process: regulated exocytosis. Gene Ontology annotation, molecular function: small GTPase binding.